Molecule: messenger RNA, 10114 nt
Organism: Neopelma chrysocephalum (saffron-crested tyrant-manakin)
Lineage: Eukaryota; Metazoa; Chordata; Aves; Passeriformes; Pipridae
Gene: BLTP3B
Product: UHRF1 binding protein 1 like
Exons: 22
Coding region: 330-4673 (1447 amino acids)
Source: RefSeq, a predicted model, not a curated record
CGAUGCUGCAGCCAAGAUGGCGGCGGGCACUGAGUGAGCGCGAGCGGGGACAGCGGCUCCGCUCCCGGCGCUCUCCCCGCCUCGGGCAGGGGCGCGCAGAGGGAUGAGGCGCGUUCCUGGUCCCGGCUGGUUGUCGUGAGGGGCGCGAGCAGAGAGACACCAUGGCGGGGAUUAUCAAGAAGCAGAUCCUGAAGCAUCUCUCUAGCGAUCCCAGAUGGCUCUGGUGGAGAUUGGUUUGCUGUGAAUGUCCUUACUACCAAAAUGAGUACCAGAAGCUUCUCAGAAGCCAUGGGAACUGACCACUUACUUUCACCAGGAGUAGGGGCCUUAUGUCUGAAUACCUUGCCCUCAGGUUCACCAAAAAUCUGUCACCUGACAAGAUCAACUUGAGCACAUUAAAGGGGGAAGGUCAGCUGACCAAUUUAGAGCUGGAUCAAGAGGUACUUCAGAAUAUGCUGGAUCUUCCCACAUGGCUGGCUAUAAACAAGGUGUUUUGCAAUAAAGCAUCUAUUAGGAUACCAUGGACAAAAUUGAAAACACAUCCCAUCUCUUUGUCCUUGGAUAAAGUUAUAAUGGAAAUGAGCACAUGUGAAGAGCCACGUGCCCCUAAUGGACCCUCUCCUAUAGCAACUGCAUCUGGACAGAGUGAAUAUGGCUUUGCUGAAAAAGUGGUAGAAGGCAUUUCAGUUUCUGUGAACUCCAUUAUAAUAAGGAUUGGUGCAAAAGCCUUUAAUGCCUCAUUUGAACUUUCCCAGCUGAGAAUAUAUAGUGUAAAUGCAAACUGGGAACAUGCUGACCUCAGAUUUACCAGAAUACAAGAGACUCAGCGUGGAGAGGUUUUGACUUUUAAAGAAAUCAACUGGCAGAUGAUCAGAAUAGAAGCAGAUGCAAUCCAGAGUUCUAAGCAUGAAAUCAUGAGUGCUCCAGUUCGACUGAUUACUAACCAAUCCAAAAUUAGGGUCACACUUAAAAGAAGGUUAAAAGAUUGUAAUGUAGUGGCAUCCAAACUAGUUCUGAUUCUGGAUGAUUUGCUGUGGGUUUUGACUGAUUCCCAAUUGAAAGCCAUGGUGCAGUAUGCCAAAUCUCUUAGUGAAGCUAUAGAGAAAUCAACAGAACAGAGGAAAAGCUUGGCUUCUGAAACAGCCCAGAGCUCUGCCCCUGCACCCAGCUCUCAGCAGGUGAAAAUGCACCAGACAACAGCAGCGUCUGAUCAAAAUGAUGCAAUAGUAAAAUUAUUUAAUGAUUUUGAUGUUAAGGAAACUUCUCAUCACUUAGUGAUUUCCCAUUUGGACCUACAUAUAUGUGAUGAUAUCCAUUCUAAAGAAAAAGACCCAAAUAGACGUGUUACGGGAGGGGCCAUGCAGCUUUCCUUCAGCUAUUUAACAGUGGACUAUUAUCCAUUUCACAAAGCAGGAGACAGCUGUGACCACUGGAUGCAUUAUAGUGAUGCCACUAAAACCAGAAGUGGAUGGGCUGAAGAAUUAUUAAAUGAAUUCAAAAGCAAUGUUGAAUUGCUUAAGCAGGCUGUGAAGGAUCAGGUUGUAGAUUCUCCUCCCAAAUCACCACCUGAUGUAUCUCCCCAGAACCUACAAACAGGCAAAGAACAGAUACCGAAAGGAGCAUCUAGGGCUUCCUCUGUAUCUUCCCAACAACCAAAGGGCAAACUGAUGUCUAGUCCUAUUGUGGUUAGACUUGCAGAUUUCAAUAUAUAUCAGGUUUCGACAGCAGACCAGUGUCGUUCUUCCCCUAAAGCUCUGAUCUCUUGCAAUAAAAAGUCACUUUAUCUUCCACCAGAAAUGCCAGCUAUUCAUAUUGAAUUCACUGAAUAUUACUAUCCAGAUGGAAAGGACUUUCCUAUUCCAUGUCCAAAUUUGUAUGGCCAGCUAAAUGCUUUACAGUUCACCCUGGAUGAGAGAAGUAUUCUUUGGCUAAAUCAGUUUGUGUUGGAUUUGAAACAGAGUCUUAUUCAGUUCAUGGCCAUGUACAAGUUAAAUGACAAUUCAAAAUCAGAUGAACAUGUUGAUGUUAGAGUGGAUGGACUAAUGUUAAAGAUCAUCAUCCCAUUUGAAAACAAAUCUGAAAUUCAUAAAGAUCAACCUCGUGCACUUUCCAUUCAAAGUUCAGAGAUGAUUGCUACGAAUACCAGAUGCUCACCAAACUGCAGACACUCUGAUCUAGAAGCUUUGUUUCAGAACUUCAAAGACUCUGAAUUUUUUAGUAGAACUUUCACCAGUUUUCCUAAGUCCCAGAAAAAUUUUAAUCUUUUGCAUCCAAUCUUCCAGAGACAUGCUCAUGAACAAGACACUAAAAUGCAUGAUGUUUAUAAAGGUUAUAUCAUCCCAAAAUUGAAUAAAUAUGCAUUAAAGACAUCUGCAGCUACUGAUGUUUGGGCUUUGCAUUUUUCCCAGUUUUGGAUAGAUUAUGAAGGAACGAAAAGUGGGAAAGGCCGACCAAUAAGCUUUGUGGACUCAUUCCCGCUUUCACUUUGGAUUUGCCAGCCUGUAAGAUUUGCAAAGUCUCAAAAAGAGCUUUUAUCGCAUAAUCAGACAGCUUUGAACAUUCCAAGAAGUGAAUCUAGUGAUCUUGCUAAUAGAUUGCAACGUAAAAAACUUCUAAAGGAAUAUUACAGCACUGAGACAGAGCCCUUGACCAAUGGCAUUCAAAUGUCUGAGACUUCAGGAGUGCUUUCUGAAAGCUCUUCCUCUGAUGCAGAUGUACAUGUUCUUGUCCAUGUUCAAAAACAUGUAAGCAUGCAGAUCAAUCACUACCAGUAUCUUUUUUUGCUGUUUCUCCAUGAAUCUCUUGUAUUGCUUCUGGAAAACUUAAGGAAUGACGUAGAAGCAGUGACAGGAAAACCUGCAAAGCAAACAGAUGUCUGCAUUGGGAUCCUACUGAAAAGUGCAGAAAUAGCUUUACUACUCCAUCCAGUGACUCAGGGAAACCCUUGUAAGUCUCCUGUUGUGGAAGAAGGAAGUCCUGUGGCAUCAGAACUCUCCCCUGUGGGAAAUGGGGAAGCUGUUACUUCAGAGAGUAAAUUAGUUGGUAGUAAGAUAGUGGAAGCUAGUAUUACUAAUUUUAAUUAUGUAAAUGACUGCAAGCCUCUGAAUGCUGAAAUUAAUAAAGGAAUUUUAAUAGAUCCUCUUUUGUUUAAAUCAGACAGUAAUACGGAUCUUCAGAAAGGAAUGUCAUUUUCAGAUGAUGCAUCAGAUAAAGGUUUGGGAGAUACAAGUGAAGGAGGAAGCAGUGGACUCUUUAGUAGAAGUGAUUCAGAGGAGGUCUGUGGACCUCUAAGUGAGAAAAGUAGCUUGAAUCCUAGGGAUUCAGUGUCCAUUCUAAAUAAGAGAGAAGAUUCUACUGAAUUUUUCAUUGAUAAAGAGGAUGACAGAAAUAUGUUCUCAAAUAAGUUAAAUGAACAGGAAGGCACAACUGAAGGCUGUCCUAACCAAGUCAAUGACUUGGAAACAGAAACUGCCUUAGAAUCUGAAGAGCUUGAAAUCAACAAAGACAAAGUGACUUCAGUUAAAAUGUUUGCAUCCCAGUCUUCAUCAAGUGCUAAGCCUAAGGAACGCUGUUCAUCCAACCUCCCUGCAUUCUCUGUUUCUUACAAAAAUAUGAAGAGAAGUCCAUCACAAGUCUCUCUGGAUACCAUCUCUAUUGAUAGCAUGAUGCUAGAGGAUCAUUUGAUAGAGAGUGAUGGAAGUGACAGUCAAAGCUUUCUGGAGAAAGGUAUUACAGCCACAAACUAUCAAAGCCCAUCAGAAAAUGCCCAUGAAGGAGGCACAGUGAUUGAAAAUUGUGAUGGGUCAUCUCCAGAUGCCUUGAGCGCUGCUUCAGAGAAUGCCCAUGAGACCAGUGAAGAAAUGAUGUCAGUUGUGGUUUUUCAAGUAUUUGGUGUUAAUGGUGAAAUCGACAUCAGGGGUGAAGACACAGAAAUAUGCCUACAGGUCAACCAAGUGAUACCAAAUCAGUUGGGAAACAUUGGUGUUCGACACUAUCUGUGCAACAGAACUGUUGGUUCUGACUGUAAAUCUGUGGCUGGAUCUGUUAAUUCAACACCUGAGAUUAGUCUGAGAUGGGAAAACGGUCCUAGUGCUGUUGUACAUUCACUGCUAGCUGUAAAAAACGGUUUUCUUCAGUGUCAUGUGGAGAACUUCAGUGCUGAAUUUCUAACAUCUUCCCUCACAAACAUUCAGCAUUUUCUAGAAGAUGAAACUGUUGCAGAAGUGAUGCCUAUGAAGAUAAAAGUUUCUAAUGCAAGGAUUAAUUUAAAAGAUGAUAGUCCACGUGAAAAUCUCAAGGCAUCUGAGGUGGUACCCAUAAAACUGCAUAUUGACAUACUCUGGAUAGAAAGAAAUGAUGAUGGCACUUUUGUCAUUAGAGAUAAUCAAAAAAUGAAUGAUGUGUCAAAGAUGAAUUCAAGUAGUGCAUUGCAGCAAGCAGUGGAACCUGUUGGACGUAAAACAAAGGACCAAGCCACACAGAUUACUUGUGAAAUUCCCAGACCUUCUAAAUCAAGCAGGGAUUCAGCUGACUUCCUUAAAAAUGAGCUUAUUGAAGAAAAUGAAUGUCUCAAACGGGAGCUAGCCAAAGCCAAACUGGCUCUUGCUGAGGUCCAAAUGGAAAAAGAUGCCCUGCUUCAUCACAUGAAAAAGAUGAAUGUUGAUCAUCAGUAGGACAGUGUUCUGGCAGUGCAAGAACAUCAGGACUUCAGGGGAUGGUGUCAUCUAAAAUACUGUCUGUAAAUCACUUGAAAAUGUGGUUGUUUUUUUGGUCACAGGCAGUUUUCUCAUUAUAAAAAAAUGGUUGUGAACUAGGUACUAUUCCGAAUUUUUCAUUAAACAUUGUAACCUUUUUCAGCUCAUUUUAAACUGAAUUGACUUGGGAAAAAUCAGUUUGUACUGUACUUUAUUAAUUUACAAAUGAAAAAAUCAUAUCAUCUACUUUUAUUAUUAUCAAAGGAAAUGUUAUUUUUAAAAUGUUUUCUGAAAAGUGGAUGGCUUAGCUGUGAAAAAAGGUGUACCACAUGUACCACACCUCACUAACAAACUGUACCUCUGUUUGUUAAAGAUAUGUUGUUUGAUUGUUACCAGAAGGUAUCCAUACAAGAUGUUACAUUUGCACUAUGAUGAUGUGGGCUAGAUCUUCUAGAAUAGCAUAGCUACUGAAAAUUAAAAUACCAGCCCUAAACUGGCCCUAAAUUCAGUGUAAUUUGCCCAGAGAGGAUUUUAAGAAUAAUCCUCUGGUGCUAUAGACUUCCCUAUACCGUUUCCAUAUGUGUUCCUAAAAUACCACAGUAAAUGCUGGAGAAUUUAAGUAAGAGGGCAUACUACUGGACUUUCCUUCUGCAUGAAGGUCCACUGUAUCUGUACAGCUGAUGUAACUUAGACAUUCACACUUUAUUUUUCCUCUCUCUGUGAUGAGGAUAUAGCCCUGCACUAGGAUCCAGUCCUUUGUGACAGGUGAGCUUGGAGCCAUUUUGCAUGCAUGUCUGAUUUCUGCACAACUCAUCAGACAUGCCAAGGAUUUGGUUCAAUGUAUUUAAAUAUGUAAUGUCAGUGCUUGUGAGGGGGAAAAUCCUACAGGGAUUUAUUAAUUGUAUAUUGCUUUUUUUUGAUAAAAAAGUUGUAGAGAAUCACUUAAUUACCCAAUGAAAUUGUGAGAUUACAUGAAAUGUAAUUAUACAGUUUAAAUUAUGGGUGAUUUGUACAAAUUGAACAAUAACUUUCAGCUAAAAACUGGUACAGAUGGAUAAGUAAAAAAGCACAACACUGUAAAAUAGAGAAUAUAAGAGUGUGCUUUUAAACAAUUUAGGAAACAACAUAUGAAACUAUAGAUGCCUGUAAGAGAUUGUCUUUGCUAGAAGUAAAAAUGACUGAAUAAUUUAACUAGUGACCUUGAAUCUGACAACUGAAAAUCUUUUAAUUGCUACCACAAUUGUUUCUGCUCCAUUGGAUGUUGGAGGGAAGUUUUAUUUGUAGAUAUGCAAAUUUACUAAAGUAUUUAGUAUCCUGUGGUUUGACUUUGCAUAUGCAGGCUGUCAAACUAGUUUUAAUUAAAAUGGUUUUCAUUAAAACUUUUUGGAGGACACAUAAUUUGCACUGCCGAAAAUAGUUAUUGAAAGUGUGUAGAUUUUAAUGAAGAACUCUGUGGAAGAACUGGUUCAGGCACUAUUUUAAAGCCUGCCUUAUGAACCCUCAUUGAAACUCCCCGUAAUGCCCAUGGAAAUUAUUUUAUUAUUCUGAAUAAGAUGAAAAAAUAUACAUACAAUGUUUCUAAUAGAGAAAUUAAAUAUUUGUAUUUCAACAGUUAUUUAAGACAAUACAGCAAUUUCACAUAAAUGCAAUGUCAGAUUCAGGGGAGUAUUUCUCCACUGGUUUAAUUCUGGUUGGUACUAUUAAAGUAAUUCUUACUUGGUUUUUCCUUGCCAAGAUCUAGUUAGAAUUAUUCUGAAGAAAGGAAUGUAUAGAGCGCUUAGUAGCAUGUUGCUAGAAUAUUACAUUGAGAAUUGUUUAAUUUUUAAAAAGAAAUAAAUAGCAAUAUCAAAUGCCUGUCUUUAUUACUGCAUAAGCUAGUACCUGCUUCUUUUGAGAAAAGCCAAACACAAAUCAAACUCAAAACAAUAGCCCAAACCAGCCCUUCUCAGAUGUUGAAAUUCAGGGUAUCACUUCUUAGCAUUUUGAUAUAACUGAAUACAUUUCUACUUCAUGGCAGUUUUGCAGUAAUGAGCAUCAUAUGUGCACAGUUCAGAAGAGAUAGGUGUGUUUGGUUGUGAGCUUGACAACACUGAGUGUGAUAGUAGUGUGUCAGUCUGAAAUGAGUUAUGGUAUUGAAAAAAAUGCAGAGGGAAAGUUAAUAAAUUAAUUUUUGAAAGUGCAUUUAGGUUAUACUAAACAUAGCUAUGAAAAGACUCAGAUUAAAAACAAAAAAAGGCUUAAUUCAUCCCCAGGCUCUGCCAGUGUACACAACCUCCUUAAAUCCUAGAUAGGAACUGUUGUGCAAUCAGUAGAGCUUCUUGAAUGAAUCACUGCUUUUAUUCUGCAAAGAACUUGGAGAACUUCAGCGUAUACUGAAAACUGACUCCAGAAGUCCUGCAGGCAAACUGUUAGCAAGUUUUAUUUUUAUUUUCUAUGGAAAUUUAAACUGGUUUACAGUUUAACACUUGUUAGCUUGUUUAGAAAUCCUGUUUUAAUGCCUAACGAAGCUUUCAUGUUAGCUCACCUUGAAGAGGCUGCACCCUUUCCCAGGCUCGGUCAUUGAAUCAUUCUGGCACACACUGUUCCAGUUCUCACUAACUCUUACCGUUGUUGGUAAGCAGCAGUUUUAAAUCAAAAUUAUGUGGCCUUACAGUAUUACUUAUAAAAAGCCUGUUGGAGAGGCAGCUUUGUGAAGAUCAUGCCUGUUCUCUGAUGUCCCUGCUCCCUGGAUUAAGCCCACCAUGGCUGUUGGUGCAAGGGGCCAUGGCACUGGCUGGGAGGGAACUGCCUUUUUUUUUUCCCCCUCCUGCCUAAUUCCUUUAUUUCCCAGUCCCAUUACCUAUGUCUUGGACACUGUCUUGAUUAGGAAUUUACUUGGGAGUCUUAAACUGAGAUCACAAUUGAUCUCUAGAGGAUAACUGCUAGCUACAGAACACUUCCUACAAUCUUACAUGAUAAUGGUUACCUUUAUUCAAAAUAAUUUUAUAAUAAAUGUAAGGGGAAUGUGAUAAUAAAGGUAAAGACUUUAUCAAGCAUCUACAAUUCCAAGAGUACAAAAUGUAUGUAAGGUAUUGCAGAAGCAAACUCCCCACAGUGACCAGAUUUCACAUGAGUAAUGAUGAGGAAAAUGGUUUCUGUAUAAAGAAAAAAGUGCUUGUCUAAUUCUUAAAAUGUUCAUCACAAAAUGCUUGAAGUAGAUUUUCAGCUCACUGUUGCCAUCUGCAAAUUUUAAAGAGUACUUCAGAUUCGAAUUCAGCUGUUGAUAUAAUUCAAUGUCUUUUUAUCUGUUGUAGGGACAGAACAUGACCUUGCUAAUAUGUUAAGUAGCAAUGAAAUUGUGGGCACUUGCUGUGAAAUCCACUAAUUCAUCCCUCCCAGUAGGGAAAUGAGUUUUUGACAGCCCUGCAAUACAACUUUAUCUUUUUUUAAUUCCAACCCGUGCCACUUCACUUUUGCUGACUAGCUUUUGAAUAGCAGCCCCAUUUCCUCUGCCUCCGUGAAGAUACCUGUCAAUGUAAACCUAGUGGCAGGCUUUGUAGUGCUGAAGCACAUCUCUCAUGUCCUGAGGCUAACACAUGGUUUUGAGUGGUGCAGGCACCAAAUGCUGUGUUCAGCUGUACUCUGUUUAGUUCUGUGGCAGUGCCUCUCCUCAUCUUGUACUGCUUAGUAUGGAACCUAAAAGCAAGAACAGCACAAAGAUCACGCUAAUCAGUAUUAAGGGAUGCAAAACUUGUACAGGAAUAGUGGUCUUUGCUGAAGGAACAAAGCUCUAUUUCUCAAUAAAAUUAAGAAAAAGUUAAUCAUAAGAUUGAUAGUAAAUAGAAGCUGUGUAGUUACAGUUCUAGGUAUUUUUAGCAUGCUUAUAUAAAAACUUAAACUUUAAAUCAGGAACAAUUUUAAUUAUGAAAUAUAUUUUUGAACACUUUAAAAUUAAUAUUUAAAAAAUACUUUUGCAACUUACAGCUUUUAAAUAUUAUAGAAUGUCUUGCAACUAUGUGUCACACUACUUGCUAGCUGAAACAAGUUGCAGGAAUUGAAUUUUCAACUCUUGAUAGCCUGUGUUCUCUCCCAAAAUAAGGGGUAAAUUUUGCAUCCCAAAGAGAUGAAUCUUUCAUAUUGCCACUACUUAAAUGGGUAAAUAUUAACUUUUUUAAAAGGUCAUUUUGGUUUUGUCUACCAUUGCCCAAGCCAUCCCUAAACAGUUACAUUAAAGUAUCUGUAUUUUGUUAUUUUUUCACUGUCUCUUGCCUUCCCUUUAGUUGCCAUCACCCAUUUUCAUAUGAGUGGAAGUGGAAUAUAUGUAUUUCCUAAAGCUUUCAAUCAUGUAAUGUCAGUAUGAAAUCUUGCGUUGUGUAAUUUCUGAAAGCAUUGUUUUGGAAGUAAAAAUAAGAUGCACUUAUGCCUUAUCUUCUGUGAGAGUAAAGCUGGUAGUGUGUGGAGCAUAAUGCACGAACCGGUUAAUGCAGUUCUCCUAGGACAGUAUGUUCGAAACCACCAUGAUUUAAUUUGAGUUAGGUAAUUGGUAAGUAAUUUAAACAUUUGACAGAGACAUGAACAAAUGAGCACUUCAGAAUUGGUAGUCUGAGCCAGCAAGCACUGAAUAAAGAAGCAGCCUCUAAGCAGCUUAUCUGUGGAACAAAUCCGGAUAUCUUCAUAUUGUCUGCAAACCUCAGUACACCAUUACCACGGAAGGUGCAACUGUCAUAAAUACUUCUAGCAGUGUAAUUAUAUUGUUCUAGUAACUUGAGGUUUUUCAGCACUGGAAAAAUACUUUUGCAAUGAGAAUUACCAUACUGCAGUCUAUGAUGGUUAACGUUUUACUAGUAAGAAAAACCGUGCUUAACCAGUUCUCAGAAUGCGAAUUUUUUAGUCGUUUUUCGUUUAAAACCGCAACUGGUGCAGAGCGCUCCUCCCGCCGCCGCUUGGUGGCAGUGCGGGAGUCACUUGCGGCCUCAUGUCCCCGUGGGUACCAGCGCGCCUGGCGCCUUCACCCAUCAACAGCCGCAUCGCGCUAGAAAAUGUCAGGGUAGAAUCUGGAGUUCUUAUAAAUUUUUGAUGCUUAAUCUCAUAACAUGAUUUUAAACCAGGCUUUUUUUUCCACUUUUAAUUUGGAUGGCUUAUCACUGUUUCUAUUUCCUCUUUUAAAUAAAUUACAUGAACUGCCUGAACAGUGUUAGAAGAAAGAUUUUCUUCCCCCCUUUAGCUUUAAAUAAAUUCUAAAAGCAUAUUUUUGUACAUAUUAUCCCUUUUAUGGUAAAAUGUUUACCAGAUUUGUUGUUCUUCGUCAUUAUCUGUUAAAAGUUUGGAUUAUUUUGUCCAGUUUUCCUGUCAUUGUAUAGAUGAACAACUCCACCUUGAUAUCAACAAUUUAUUUGUUCUAUUUUCUUGCUAACUAGGAAAACCCUCUUGUUUUUAAUAAA